AUGGUGAUUUACAUGCUUGUUUUGAAAAUGGGCAUGGACUUCGAGACAAAAGCUGAACUGAGACUUCCCAAAUAUAUAGAGCUUUUUGGUUUACCUGACUCCUACUUUGUCGUCUCCAUUGCCAUAAUCGUUUUGCUUGUUAGCCCGACUAGGAUAAACGUCAUUGCAGAGGCUAAUAUCUCUUCAUACCCAAGCAUCAUUUUUAGGAGUGCUGUUAGAAAUUUAGACCCCGGCCUCAUUCUGCCCCUUGUCUCCCCAGCAGGAACGAAACGGCCUCGCCACGACGACGACGCCCGCAGCGACACGCCGCCCUCGCCUAUCCGCGACGAGCCCCUUAGCCUGAAGGUGGCGCCCCCGGCCUCUCCCUCCGAGGCCACGCCUACGCCCCCGCCCGCACAGCCCCCGGCGCCGCCCGCCCUGGCCAGCCCACGCGGCGACCCCGCCAGCGAGGACGACGAGCCGCGGCCCAGCAAGGCGGCUCGCAGGGACGCCGACGACGAGGACGAGCGCGCCGGCGCCUCCCCGCCCGCGUCAGGGGCGGCCGACGCGGCCAAGCUGACCAGCAUGGAGACCCUCGUGCGGCUGUUCCCCGGCAGGAAGGUGCAGGUGCUGGAGACGGUCCUGCUGCGCUGCGGCGGGGACGUCCUGCGCGCCAUCCAGACGCUGCUCUACGCCCUCCCGCCCGCCACGUCCGCUCCCUCGCCCACGCACGCCACCCCCGCCGCGCCCCACCACCUCCCCCACCACGAGAACAACAACAACCACGAGCAGCCCCACCACCAGCCGCCCCCGCUGCCGCCCCACCACCACCACCACGCCCACCAGCAGAGGUCCUCGCCCCCGCGCUCCCCCGAGCUACGCCACCACGACCUCCUGCCGGACUCCGCCGCCCUGCGAGCGUCGGCCUUCGCGCCCCUCACGCCGCCCUCGCUCGCCCGCUUCCCGUACCCGCCGCCCCACGCCCUCAUGGGCCUCCCGUACCCGCCCUUCCUCCCUCCCCGCCCGGAGUACUACCCUCCCCUCAACCUCUCCUCCCACACCGCCUCCCUACUGGCCGCCCACCACUCCUCGCCCCCGCCCAGGGACCUCUCCUCCUCGCCCACGUCGCAGCCCGACCCCGACACAGAGUAA
This is a messenger RNA of Penaeus indicus, 1131 nucleotides long. RefSeq lists its product as uncharacterized. Lineage: Eukaryota; Metazoa; Arthropoda; Malacostraca; Decapoda; Penaeidae. The record is from RefSeq and is a predicted model, not a curated record. The transcript is spliced from 3 exons. Gene Ontology annotation, molecular function: protein binding. Bases 1 to 1131 code for a protein of 376 amino acids.